This is a messenger RNA of Zootoca vivipara (common lizard), 6281 nucleotides long. RefSeq names its product neuroligin 4 X-linked (gene NLGN4X). Gene Ontology annotation, cellular component: membrane. Gene Ontology annotation, molecular function: neurexin family protein binding. The record is from RefSeq and is a predicted model, not a curated record. NCBI's taxonomy places the organism in Eukaryota, Metazoa, Chordata, Lepidosauria, Squamata, Lacertidae.
GCUGUCGCUUGUCUCCCUGCAAUAGGCAAGCGGAGCUCCCACUCCCAGACCCAACGCGCCUUCUUCUUCUUCUUCUUCCGCUGCUGCCGCCGCCGCCGCCGCCGCCGAUUGCAAUGCAUUUGCCGCUUGAAUGUAGGUCAUUUACAACAGAAAGCGCCGGGUUCUUUCAAACCUAGUGCUGUUGUGUUGCUGCCGGUUUUGGGUUGUUGGUUGGUUGGUUGGUUUGGUCGCUCUCCACCACCAAGAUUUUCUGCUUCUUCUUUUUUUGCGAGGGGCUGUUGCAUUCCUCUGGACUAAGGGGGGAAAAACAACUCAAAACAAAACCGUGUUGGAUUUCACACGCACACCACGCGAGCUAGGAGGUGGGGGGAGGAAAAGAAGCUGGACCCCGGCGAAGCCUGCUGUGUGCUGCGAUUCUGCUGGAAGUCGCCUGGGAAGGCAGAGGCUGCCAAGGACCCCUACAACACAGAGGCAGCUUCCUCCACCGAGGGGGAAAAUGUGUUAACAUCUAAAAUGGCAUCAUGCUACCUCACACUGAUAGGAUUUGAAGGCUUCUAAAGCUGCAACGCUGUUGGUUUAUUCAUCAUGCUGGAGUUAACUGGAAGGAGCCACUGUGCCAGUGUAGUAGAGUAGAUGUUGAACAUCCUGCCACUUCUGAUUCUUGGAUUGUGAUAUCAGCACUGAAAGAGAAGCAGACCCAAGGGAUGGGCUUUAAGCAAAAGAACUCCCUUGCUUUUUGUGCCACAAGGAUCUGUCUAUGGUCAUUCUGCUGAGACACAUACAACGCUCAUUUGGGGAGCUUCUUUCUGCCUUGGCAAGAUUACUUUUUGUCCCUUAUUUUAUUUUCCUUGGUCAACUCCUCCCUCCCCCUCCCCCCACUUGCGCACUCCCCUCCCUCCUCACUUAUUGUCCUUUCCCGACGAAUUUGAUUCUCCAUCUGGGUGUGGAAGGAAGAGGCCUGCGAAUGUUGAUGUAAAUCAUGUCAAGGCCAAUGGGACUCUUAUGGCUGCCUUUGAUCUUUACUCCUGUUUGUGUCAUGUUGAAUUCUAAUUUCCUCUUCUGGAUAACUGCUCUAGCGAUACGGUUUACGCUUAUCGAUGGACAAGCACAAUACCCAGUCGUUACCACGAAUUAUGGCAAAAUACGUGGUGUAAGAACACCUUUGCCCAAUGAAAUCCUUGGUCCUGUGGAGCAAUACUUGGGAGUCCCUUAUGCUUCUCCUCCAACUGGAGAAAGACGAUUCCAGCCCCCGGAGCCUCCUUCCUCCUGGACCGGCACGCGGAAUGCCACACAAUUUGCUGCUGUCUGCCCGCAGUAUCUGGAUGAGAGAUCGCUGCUCAACGACAUGCUGCCUGUUUGGUUUACUGCCAACUUGGAUACUGUGAUGACGUAUGUUCAAGAUCAAAAUGAAGACUGCCUGUAUCUGAAUAUUUAUGUGCCUACUGAGGAUGGAGCCAACACAAAGAAAAGCGCAGAUGAUAUAACCAGUAAUGAUCGUGGGGAAGACGAAGACAUACAUGAUCAGAACAGCAAGAAGCCAGUGAUGGUCUACAUCCAUGGUGGAUCAUAUAUGGAAGGCACAGGGAAUAUUGUUGACGGCAGCAUACUGGCCAGCUACGGAAAUGUCAUUGUUGUAACCAUCAACUACAGGCUAGGGGUUCUAGGUUUUCUAAGCACUGGAGACCAAGCUGCAAAAGGCAAUUAUGGAUUGCUUGACCAAAUCCAAGCUUUACGAUGGAUUGAAGAAAAUAUUGGAUCGUUUGGAGGAGACCCAAAAAGAGUUACUAUUUUUGGAUCUGGGGCAGGAGCCUCCUGCGUCAGUCUGUUGACAUUGUCUCACUAUUCAGAAGGUCUGUUCCAAAAGGCAAUCAUACAAAGUGGAACAGCCCUGUCCAGCUGGGCAGUGAACUACCAGCCUGCCAAGUACACUGCAAUUUUGGCAGAAAAAGUAGGCUGCAACACGCUGGACACUACAGACUUAGUUGAAUGCUUUCGGAAUAAGAACUACAAAGAACUCAUUCAGCAAACGAUCACACCAGCUACGUACCACAUUGCCUUUGGGCCUGUGAUUGAUGGGGAUGUAAUUCCAGAUGAUCCUCAGAUCCUGAUGGAGCAGGGAGAAUUUCUCAACUAUGACAUAAUGCUAGGCGUAAACCAAGGGGAAGGCUUGAAAUUUGUAGAUGGAAUUGUAGAUAACGAAGAGGGCGUCUCUCCAAAUGAUUUUGAUUUCUCUGUAUCCAAUUUUGUGGACAAUCUGUACGGCUAUCCGGAAGGGAAAGACACGCUACGAGAGACCAUUAAGUUCAUGUACACAGACUGGGCAGAUAAGGAGAAUCCCGAAACGCGAAGAAAGACCCUAGUGGCUUUGUUUACCGACCACCAGUGGGUUGCUCCAGCUGUCGCCACAGCUGACCUGCAUGCCCAAUAUGGCUCCCCAACGUACUUCUAUGCAUUUUAUCACCACUGCCAGAGUGAAAUGAAACCCAGCUGGGCUGACUCAGCACACGGCGAUGAAGUCCCUUAUGUCUUUGGCAUUCCGAUGAUUGGCCCUACAGAACUGUUCAACUGCAACUUUUCAAAGAAUGAUGUCAUGCUCAGUGCGGUAGUGAUGACGUACUGGACAAACUUCGCCAAAACUGGGGAUCCAAACCAGCCCGUUCCCCAGGAUACAAAGUUUAUCCAUACGAAACCCAAUCGUUUUGAAGAAGUAGCCUGGUCUAAAUAUAAUCCAAAAGACCAACUUUAUUUACACAUUGGCUUGAAACCCAGAGUCCGGGAUCACUACCGAGCGACGAAAGUUGCUUUCUGGCUAGAACUUGUUCCACAUUUGCACAACCUGAACGAAAUAUUCCAGUACGUCUCCACAACAACGAAGGUGCCGCCUCCUGAUAUGACAUCAUUCCCUUACGUCACCAGGCGUUCUCCUGGCGGGAAGUUCACCACCAAGCGCCCAUUGAUGACACCGAGCAACAACCCGAAGCAUUCGAAAGACACACAGAAAACAUCUCCAGACGAUGCGAGCGUUCUGAUAGAAAACAAGAGAGAUUAUUCCACAGAGCUGAGUGUUACCAUUGCCGUAGGGGCAUCUUUAUUAUUCCUCAACAUAUUAGCAUUUGCCGCGUUGUACUACAAAAAAGACAAGCGACGCCAUGAGACGCACAGACGCCCCAGUCCACAGCGGAACACCACCAACGAUAUCGCCCACAUACAGAACGAAGAGAUAAUGUCAUUGCAGAUGAAGCAGCUGGAGCACGACCACGAGUGCGAGUCACUACAGGCACACGACACCCUGAGACUCACCUGUCCCCCUGAUUAUACCCUCACUCUUAGAAGAUCUCCGGAUGACAUUCCACUCAUGACGCCCAACACCAUAACCAUGAUUCCAAACACAUUAACAGGAAUGCAGCCUUUGCAUACUUUCAACACUUUCAGCGGAGGACAAAACAGUACUAAUUUGCCCCAUGGACAUUCCACCACUAGGGUAUAGCUCUGUUAUUCGCCCCACACCAUGCCACCCGGAAGAUUAAAAAUAAGAAAAAAAGGGGGGGGGAAGCAAAGAAAAUAAAUCAUACUCUCCAUCAAGCAACUUGUCAAAACAAAACAAAAAAGAGAUAGAGAAAGAGAGAAAGGCAGACACAUUUUUUCUUACAGAUCCUUUUCAUAGGAACUCUGAUAUUCUAUUAAAAAACAAACAAACCAUCACCUUCUCAAACCCUGUGAAAUGUGAAAUGUGUACAUUGCUAUUAGGAUACUGCUUUAAUAUCUCAACCACUCUGAUUGAAAGUUAAGAGUUGAGGCCUGAAGAGAAUCACUUAGAAAGGAUAUGUAUUGAGUGUAACAAACAGAAGCAGAAACUUCUGGAAACACAGAGCCAGUGACUGUACAGUUUUUUAAUAAAUAAAAUUUUAAAAAAAUGUUCUAUAUGUGCCAUACCAUGAAUGGCCCUUGUUAUACAAAAGACAUCGCCAUGGGCUUUUACCCAUCAUAAGAAGCUGUAAUCCAGAAUGGGGAAAUAAGAUUUUAUUAUUAAAAAAAUAGGACUGACUAUGCAGUAAAUACGUAUAGUUCUGUGCAAAGAGAUGACUUGCCAGCCUGAACUAUAUUUAAGAAACUUUGUAAAAAAAAAUGUACAUAGCUGUGAGUUUUAAAAAGAAGAAGCUUUUAUUGGUGUUUUCAGUUUGAAAAGAGCUUUUAGAAAGAUUGUGCUUUCAGUUGUGAUCUAUGUGUAUAAACAUUAAUCAUACCACCUCUGUUUCCUCCCAGACCAAAAGGAGGAUUUUCUUCUUAAUUACUAGUGGUAAACCAACACAUGAGGGUUUCUUUUUUUCUCCCUAAUGUUUCAUUUCUAGGAGAACAUGAUGUCAUGCCGAGGAUACAGACGACUGUGUGGCCUGCCAGAUGUUCUUUUACAGGUUACACACAUGCAUGUUAAGGCGUUCAUAGAUAGGAAACAGUUGGGUUUGUUUUCCUAAAAUAUAUAAAUAUAUGAAUAUAUAAAUCCUUUUUCUUUUCCUUUCCUAUUUUUGUGUUAGCUUCCAUAUACUGCAACACAGAGAAACAGAUUUGAAGAAUUACAAAAAGCUUGUUAAAAUUGAGCUAUGAGUCCAUUUCUUUUUUGUUUUAAUUUGUUUUGGGUAUCCGCUAUGCCAUGAAACGUUGCUUUCCAAAUUGUGAGUGUCCUGAUGUGUAUUAAGAAGGUCUGCCUCUUUGGCCAGUCUUUUUUCUGAGGAAGAUUAGUUCUGCCUGCACCAGCAGUCUGCAGAAGAGGUUGAUCUGAGAAGCAACUGCUCUGCUCUUUUGAACAAGGGAAACACAUGAAGUGGAAGAUGGGGAAGAAAUAGCUUCUAUUUACUGUUCAUUUAAUAAAGAUCUAGACGGAACAGUCUAUAAAGAGCUUUUGCCCCAGUAGCAAUUUGUAAUCAAGCCCACAGUCUUUUGUUGCACCACAGAAAGGAUGGAUGCCCUGGAGAGCUAGAAGAAAACCAUAUCAAAUGUACAAUAGGUGAGUUGCCUUGAAGAAGCUGGAUCAUUUUACUGCGCAAAAGCAUCAAACCUUUUUCUUAAUUCCUCACUCUAUUCCCGUUAACAGGGGAGUUUGGUAUGAAAGGCAGCUGUCCCAACAAGAUACUUGGCACCUCUGUAUAAAGUUUAUUAAAAAAUAUCAACUGUUAUAAAGGUAGAAUUGAGUUAUUAAUAAGUGAAGAAUGGUUUAUAUUUUGUCUUUAGAAAACUGAAGUUAAAGUUGGUAACCAAAGAUAUUUGAACAGAGUUGCUCUGCACAUGAUCAUAUCUUUCCCAGGAUGUAUAUUGUAUUUUUUAUUUCCCUGUGUUAAAAAGGGCACAACGCUGUAUUAUCAUCCCCAGAUAAUCAUAUCUGACACAAGAUGCCUUCUGCCUUUAGACUAGACAGCUUGCAACAUUCUAACUUACAGCUACGUUGACAUCUUCUCAUCUGGCUGUGUUAUAGGCGCAGCUCCAUACUGUUUCUGGCAAAGAAAGCAGGUCCUGACAUUGAGAAUGGUAAAAAGUGGGUUGGCGACCCAGCAAAUUGACUAAUGUGGCCCAUACUGAAGUCUUGUUGGAAAUUGAAAACUUGUAUAUGCUUUCCUUCUGCUUCUUGGUGAGGGUUUACAUGAGCUUAGAGCUCGGUUUGUCACCCAAUAUUAAACGGGGAAGAAGGAAAAAAGCAAUUGCCUUCCACGAUCUUUACUGUAAUCUUAAUUAAAGCCGGGCCUAUUCUAUGCCAUUCUCACAAUCGACGCAUUGCCUCCAUAAAGACACAACAGUUCUUCACGACUUGUGGGAUUAAAGAAAAAGGGAUGUGAUGGCAUCUUAGUUGGGUAUGUUUGUUAUGUGAAUUAUGGUAUUUGUUUAGUAUUUCCAGUUGUCUUCUGCUAGCAACAUGUACAGUACUGUGUCAGGCUUGUGACAUUUGGGUAAAACCGUUUCUGUAAGUGAAUGAUUUUAGCUUUUAAAAACAAUGACAAUGACGUCACUUUAAUAAUCCAAUACGUCUGGACAGAUGUAUGAUUUAUAAAUGGAAAUUUUUAGGCUCUUCAUAGGAUUCUAUAAUAAUAACAACAAAGUAUACUUUGAGGAAAAAAACUAUAAAAGGAAAGAAAAAAGAACUUUCCCAGGCUUUUCUUCUUGACCUUAAGAGGCACGCAGGGUUUCUUUUUAUUAUUGUUUCUGCAUUUUUCUUUUCUCUUUUGGUUCUGCCUUAAGUAAGGAUAGAAGAUAUAUAUGGCUGGACACAUAUGUAUAAACUUUUCAGCAGCAUU